AUGCUGCUUCUAGCUUCAGCUCUUCUUCUAACACUGCUGCAGUGCUCUAAAGCCCAAAACAAAACAAGCAUUACACCUGCAGACUGUAAUACUGUUGAAACAGAUGCAGGAGUGGCCCUGGAUUUGGUCAACAGACACCGCAGAGAUGGCUUUGUCUUUGGUUUAUUCCGUGUUGCUGAUGCACACAAACUACAUAUAGGAAAUUCAUCAGUCCUCUACUUAACCUUGGACGUGCUGGAAACUGAAUGCUCUGUAUUAUCCAGAAGACACUGGGAGUCUUGUGAAUACAGUGACACCUAUUCCAUGGACUUUGGGCAAUGUAAGAUUAUCACAUAUACAAGCCAGCUGCUGAGGAAACCUCAACUAUAUGGAUUUAAUUGUACAUUAAGUCCAGUUCCCCCUGAUUUAUUAGAGUGCAAAGAUUGUCCUGUGAAAGUUGAAGUCUUAGAAGUCACCGAGCAACAUAAAAAUAUUGCUGCAAAGGCCCUGGAGAAAUUCAAUAGAGAGAGUAACCACACAAACUACUUCAACGUGGACAAAGUUGAAAAGAUUUUAAAGAUGACUGCCUCCCAUGAAGGUUACAUCUUAGGAUUCUCUAUAAAAGAGACCAACUGUUCCAAAUCUGCACAACAAACAGACCAGGCAUUGGAAUGUGAUUUUCUGGAUGACUGGCACACUCACAUGGGAUUCUGCAAGGCAAGAAUGAUCAGUGAUCCAGAUGAACCUGAUAGAACAGAUAUAAGCUGUGACAUCUACCAUCCCUGGCACCAUCACUAUGGGCAAAGAUGCAAACAUUCAGCUCUGAGACAGCCACACAGACAUCCCCAUCCCCAUCACAGGCAUCGUCACAGGCAUCGUCACAGGCAUGGAUGUCCACUGUCUUCUCAAUCCACACCUGAAGACUCUGAGCAUAACCACAGUUUCAACACAGAACAUCAAGACAGCCAUGAAGGACCUGCUCUUUCUCUUCGCCCCCAUGAGGAAUUCCAUGAUCUCCCUUCUUCUUCUCCCCAUGAUGAACCACAUAAUCCUCCUCUUGGUCCCCAUCAUGAACCACACUGUCCUCCCCCUCCUCAUGGACCACAUCGCCACCACCCUCCUCCCCAUCAUGGACCACAUCACCGUCCUCCUCCAGGCCACCCUCGUCAUCUCUAUCAUCACUAUUACAGACAUCACUGCAACAAGACAGGCAAAUCAGGAAAGUACUUUCCAUUCCAAAUAACAGGAGCUGUCUAUCGCAUUCCAGUUCUAAAUCAGCAGGAUUCUCUCACACCUCCCACUGCAAAGUUUCCUGAGCUAUCCGAAAGCAGCCCUCACUUCUCCAGCACUGGUGAAGGUAUUCCCUUAACUGGCUCAAGUCUAAAGGAGGUGCCAGAAGCUCUGGGUUUUCCAGAUCACCCUACACAAUCAAAGUCAUGCCCAGGAAACCCCAAAUUUGUUCUUCCAAAAAUUUUGCCUUUAUUUCCACACAGCUCCAUGUCAGAAAAUUCUCCCACGUGA
Molecule: messenger RNA, 1500 nt
Organism: Charadrius vociferus (killdeer)
Lineage: Eukaryota; Metazoa; Chordata; Aves; Charadriiformes; Charadriidae
Gene: HRG
Product: histidine-rich glycoprotein
Exons: 8
Coding region: 1-1500 (499 amino acids)
Biological process (GO): regulation of platelet activation; negative regulation of fibrinolysis; negative regulation of endopeptidase activity
Cellular component (GO): endolysosome; extracellular region; blood microparticle
Molecular function (GO): heparin binding; zinc ion binding; cysteine-type endopeptidase inhibitor activity
Source: RefSeq, a predicted model, not a curated record